This is a messenger RNA of Osmerus eperlanus (European smelt), 3055 nucleotides long. RefSeq names its product tetratricopeptide repeat domain 14 (gene ttc14). NCBI's taxonomy places the organism in Eukaryota, Metazoa, Chordata, Actinopteri, Osmeriformes, Osmeridae. The transcript is spliced from 13 exons. Bases 429 to 2723 code for a protein of 764 amino acids. The record is from RefSeq and is a predicted model, not a curated record. Gene Ontology annotation, molecular function: nucleic acid binding; protein binding.
UAUUGCGCGGCUUCAGAUGGAGUAUUGUCAAUCCUAUGCAUACUAUUCACGGUUUAUUAUUUAAAUCCACUUAUUUAAGUUCAGGAUGGCUGACACAUGUUGCUGGUAGUGGAAUGUUUUCUCCAACACUAACCAGAAAACGGAAGUUCCCACUGCUGAUAUAUUUGAGAGAGGGGGAAGGCUAAAAUGUAACACACGCUGUAUCGCUAGCUAAAGUGUUUGCUAUCAGCUCCACGCCGAUUAAUGGCGAACGCCGUUUGUAACUUUUAUACAACUUCUUUUGAUUUGCACCUGUGGGGCUAAAGCAUUUAGCUGAACUAGCUGGAGGUCGGAUAGAUGACGUGCACAUGAUGAGCUUGCUAGUUAGCUUAACGUUUACUACUAGCUAGACUACUAGCUACAUACGACGACAACAACAACAACUGACAAUGGAUAGAGAUUUAUUGAGGCAAUCGUUGGCCUAUCACGGACAGUCCCUGUACGCCCAUCUGUCAUGUGAACAGAGUGAAAAUCCAGACUUCAAAGACGUUGCCCCAGACUUAUCUAAAGUCAGCUAUGAAAGGAAAGAUGGAGGAGUGGGCAGUCACAUGGUGGAGCAGUUCAUUGCUAGGAAAGCGGACAUUCUGUUUGCACCUUCAUGGAGGUCUGCUGCACCGGUGGAGGUGGAGCUGGAUGAGGAGGCAGAAGAGCCCUACGCCAUCAUGCCCCCCCUGGAACUCUUCAUGGAGGUGUCCUACGAGGACAGAAGGAACAUGUUCUACAGGGACGUAGAGAGAGGGGACGCCGUCAUCGGAAGGAUCAACAACAUCCGAGACUUUGGUUUCUUCCUCACGCUCAUCUGCAUGGGCGGAGGGCUGGAGAGAGACAUCGAAGACCUGGAGCUCUCGGCACUGUGCCCUACAAGAGAUGUACCUUCGAACGGAAACCAUGACGACCCACUGUCUUACUACCAGAUUGGAGAUCUGAUCAGAGCUGGCGUGAAAGACAUAGACCGCUACCACGAGAAGGUCACCAUUUCUCUCCAGCCCUCCUCCCUCUCUUGCAGUCUGUCCAGACUGAAGCUGGGGGUCAUCAGUAGGGACGACCUCCCUCUGCACUACACGCGCAGUCUGCGCGUGGCCAACGACAGCACAGAGACCUACGAGAGGGUGAUGAGGAGCUCUCUGGGGUACUCCAACCCGUCCAUCGUCCAGUUCCUCCUGGGGAAAGUUGGGGUCAGUGAUACCCGUCCUCCGUCAGUAAUGAGGGGUUUACAGAGCAAACAUUUCCUGGAGGAGGACUUUGCCAUUUCUCUCAGAAAGAAACAAUCUUCCUCGUGGGCACUGAAAUGUGUGAGGUCCGGUGUGGACCAUUUCAAGCACAACCGCCACGUAGAAGCUAUGAAUGAGUACAACAAAGCCCUGGAGAUCGACACCAACAACACAGAGGCUCUUGUUGCCCGGGGAGCUCUGUAUGCCAACAAGGGCAGCCUUGUGAAGGCAAUCAGCGACUUUGAGCUGGCGUUGGAGAGCUGUCCCACUCACAGGAACGCGAAAAAGUACCUGUGUCAGACUCUGGUGGAGCGCGGAGGGCAGCUGGAGGAGCAGGAGAAGCUGGUGACCGCCGAGGGUCUUUACCGGAGAGCCCUGGCGCUGGACAGCACCUUCCCUGACGCCCAGGAGGCCAUGACGAAGAUCCAGCUGCUCAUCCAGAAAUCGAUGAAACUGCGAGAAGAGGCGGCCGCUAAGGAGCUGGAGGACGCUAAGAACACCACGGAGAGCAGCGCUCAGAAAUUGCGUAAGAUCUUGAAAGAAGAGAAAAGGAUGAAAAAGAAACGCAAGCGGUCGAGUUCGUCCUCGACGUCCUCCAGCAGCUCUGCCCGCUCCUCGUCCUCUUCCUCCGGACACAGGAAGUCCAAGAAACGGAAGAGGAAGCGCAGGCGCUCGUCCCGCGGGAGCAAACGCCAGCGCAGGCUCUCCUCCCGCGACGAGGAGGAGGAGGACGAGGAGGAGUGGUACCCGGCCCCAGCCAACACCUCUGCCUCCUUCCUCGGCCGGGGGGCCGGGGGCGGGGCCGGGGGGGAGUACACGGGGGCGGACGUGACAGAGUGGGACAGGGAGUCCUACAGCCAGAAGCAGGCCCCACGCUCCCUGUCCCCCUCCCCUCACCGCUCAGACUCCCCGGGCUCCUCCCCCCAGGCGGCAGACCGACAGAGGGAUGGAUCAGAGGUGGAGGGGCGGCCCAGCGGGAGCGGCCGGCCAGGAGGAGGAGGCGGGGGGAGCAGCAGGCGGGAGAGGAGCAAGGAGAGAAACGGGGGCGAGAGGGAGGCCUCCAGGGGCCUGGGCAGCCCCAGACACAGGAAGCUGUCCUCGACUUCCUCAGUGGGGUCCGAAUACUCCCGCAAGUCUGAGCUCCCGUCCCAGAGCCAGACUUCGUCCAGACGAUCUGAGGGCUCUAACCAGGACAGUUUCGCUUCCAGGAGAUCGGAUGGCGGGAAGGAGAGUGAUCUCUCCAGGAGAUCGGAUAGCGGCAGGCACGAGGUUGGAGCCAGGUCCAGCAAGAAGGAGGAUAUCAAGGCAGCUCGGAAGUCGGAGGGAGAUAACCAGUUUCCCUCCAAUACUUCUCGUAACGGCCGGGGCUCCUCGGAUGGAGGUGAUAAGAAAGCCCUUCCUGCUAAUCUCCUCGACAUCUUCAGCCAGAUAGCCCAGUUUGAGAAGGAGAAAGGUGGCAAGCAAAACAAAUAAAUUGAGCUUUUAUGUAAUCCAUGUACUAAUCUCUUACAUGUGGGCAGGAAGUUACCAAAUAGUAAAAAAGAAAGUUUACGCUGGGGUAAAACACAUUAACAUUUGAACUGUUGAAGGUUAAGCCAGUGUUCAGCCUUCAGAUCAUAUUGUUCUGGUUUCUAUGUGAAAUUACUACUCAUGUUUACGUUUAGUUGCUUAGUGACAUCAGUGAUAAAUUAACUUUUUACCACUGUGUCUGUGCCACAUUUUAUUUCCUGACCUUAGAUUGAUGGUAAUGUUUGAAGUGUCUCAUUUCUGUCCAGCUUUGACAAUAAACAGAAUGAAUGAACUAA